Anopheles marshallii is the source of this 798-nucleotide messenger RNA. RefSeq lists its product as uncharacterized. The coding region runs from base 1 to 798 and encodes 265 amino acids. NCBI's taxonomy places the organism in Eukaryota, Metazoa, Arthropoda, Insecta, Diptera, Culicidae. The transcript has 3 exons. The record is from RefSeq and is a predicted model, not a curated record.
AUGAUCAAAUCGUGCACGUCGCUUGUGGCACUGUUGCUAAUGCUGCUGCCAUCCGCAUCGUACGCCCAGCUGUCAUUCCACAACGAUCCCACGCAGAACAGCUUCUCGAUCAAGCUGCCCGCCUUCCAGCAAUCGUUUACGCGUUACUUCGGCAAUCAACCGCAGGGUGCACUGUUGCAACAACAACCGCAACAGCUACAGCAACAAAUUCCAAGCACACUGACGCAUCCGUCGCUUAUCGGUAGCCAGGCACAGGCUUAUCAGCAGCAGCAGCAACCGCUGUACUAUCAGCAGCCAGCAACCCAACAACAACCUCAACCAGAGUCACUCAACCGCUACGUGGCGCAGUUCCCGGACCAGCCGCACUACACCGUGCAGGAGAACUACAUUAACCCCAACAUUCGUCUACGCCUGCAGCAGCAGCGGCUUCUUCAGCAGCAGCAGCAGCCCCAGCAACAGUACACCGCGCCGCAAACCAACAAAUAUCAAGGCUUUACCGGCCCAACGUUUGCCCAACCCGUUCCAACGGCGCAGGAUGCGGGUGCUUACGCGACCACCAACCAGCAGCAACAGCCACAGUACGAGUACGUGCAGCAGCCAACCGGUGCGGACGCACAACAGGACCAGCCGCAGUACCAACCGGCAGCGGGACCGUUCGGUGUGCGGGGCCAUCAGCAGCAACCGGGUAGCGAGGGCGAUGUCUCCACCGGAGCAAAGCUGAUCGGUGUUGCCUACUCUCCGUCGAACGAGGUGUCGCAGGUGAAGUUCAGUAGCGGUGGGCUGAAGUACAACUUCUAG